AUGUCUUCAAAACAUCCCUUGAGACGAUCGUGUGCUUUUUGUCGAGCGAGGAAGAUCAAGUGCUCUAACGAGACAAUCUGCGAAGCUUGUCGCAAGCAAGGCGUCGACUGCAUCUACGACUUUGAAUCUCCACGAGCCAAAGGACGCAAUCUCAGCUUCGAUGGCACCAAAGGCAACAACCUACUGCAGGUACGAAGCGAACAUGACUUACCCGAAAGCAAGAGGAGACGGUCAUGCUCGUCCAACUCUGCUUCUUCCAUGUCCCCUAGAAGAGCACAUGAAGAUGUUGUGUCGCUGGGGGAUGGCGUCGAAAGCCUUGCUGCCUCCCUUGAGCAGGCGUUUCAUGACAGGUUUUCCCCAAUGAUUUUUGGAGAAGCAAACCAUGUUGAGCUGCAGGCGAGCUGCAACAAAGCUCGAUGCAUUGGACUCCUUCCCCUGGUAGCCUGUGACCUUGUCGGUUCUGUUGGCCAGGGAUAUAGCAUCUUGGGAUCCUGCCAACCUAAUGAUUCCAACAGUCAAUUGAUUCGGUCUGGUUUAUCCAGCGACAAAGCUUCCAGCAUGUUUGACAACAAUGCAUCAUAUUGCAGCAGCCCCAUCUCCACCUUUAGCCAUCGACAAAGAAACCAGCUGAUAGAUGUUUGGUUCUCGGCACAUCCUUUGACCUUCCUUAUCUCGAAGACGUUGCUCCUCCGGGAAAUGCGCGAAGAUACUUGCGACGAGAUCCUCAUAGCUGUUAUGCUCGCAGAUGCCAGUUUUGUCAUCAGUGAGGGACCUAUGGUAACACGCGGGCACGAACUCUUGCAGUGGGCAAAGGCCCAGCUGCAGAUGCGAUCUAACCACCCCUCCGAAGAAAACGACGCUGUGUACUCUGGAGUGCCAACAAGAGUCUACAAAGAUGUUACCACUGCACAGACACUGGUGUUGCUAGCCUGGAAUGCCCUCUCGGCAAACGAAUACCGCCGAGCCGUUUGCUAUGUACAAGUUGCGAGCAAAAUGGUAACCCGAAUCAAGGACUGCAUGUCAAAGGAUGCCUCUCCACCCAGCUCGAGUCGUAUCAACGGGGUCGAUGUUCUCGAUGUUGAGAAAGAGAUUGUCUCUAAUCUCUGGUGGACGACCUUUUCGCUCAAUCUUUGGAUGUCCAUUCAGGCAGGAGUUCCACCCGAUGCCAGCCUGUCGACCUUCACGCAUGAUUCUCUUCCCGCAACAGAAAACUCGUCCGUCUCUAUACAACUCGACCUUGUUUCCGAAAACUUCAACACAUUGCAGAAACAGAAACGAAACAUCCAAGAGAUGCGACCCCUUGCCCAUAUUGUCAACACGGUUGCCUACCUUUUUUCACAAUCAGACCAAGCUGCAUCCAAACAUGGUCUUGAUGUCUGCAGGGAGACUGUGCGUGAAGUUGAAGGCUCAAAUACUAAACGCUCUAAUCGAGGUGACCAACCAGAUGAAUCGCAGCACUUGAUCGUUGCAUUCCACCAGACAAUGAUCAUCCAACUCCUCUUCCCCAAGAAUGGGUCAUUCUACGACCAAGUCAUCCUCCCUACAGAAACUUUGCAUCAGUUCUGCUCGUCGUUGGAACAUAUUAUCCGAUCCCUUUCGGCCCCUGCCGGCCAGCUCCACCAACAUACAACUCCUGCUUCCCCCAUCCAAGAACAUCUGUCCAAGGCCCUUUGCAAUCUUUUGGAUGCAUGUUCUCGAGCUUUCAGCCUUGUUAGCCAAAAUCUAGGGCUUGGUCUUGACCCUGGCUACUUCCGUCCUGAUUGGGACAGUCGGCUGCGUUCUUUAGCAAGCUCUUUGUAUACAAUCAGUAAGACCAGACAUUUCUACCAGACUACAUCUUUGCGAAAUGUGAGGAAGCAACUGAAAGCUUGUAUCCGAGCUUUUAGUGAUCAAGGCUCCUCAAAUACAUUAGGGUUGCUAGACCCGAGGAUGAGCAACAUUCGAUCCUUGUCCCACUCCCCUAACAAUGAGGCAUCGAAUACUUUCAUUGUUACAGAUGACUCUUCGGCCGAUAUCCCUUCGCCAUUCCGCUAUGCAGAGGGUGGCCCGAGAAUGUCUUCAUCCAUGCCAUCCUCAUCAGCGUCGUCGACCAGUGUCUCGACCCAAUCAUUCACUCCCUUUGAGGAAAUGACUAAGUGGCAUGUCGACGAGAACUACUCUCCAAGUGUUCUGACCACAGGCAAUCUGAGUUCUCCUACAGUAGUUCAGUCGGGAUUGCAGAAUGGGACUCCAAUGCAGAACGUGUGGUACUCACAGCCGGCCCAUGUGUUGAACUUCCAGGCUGCUGGCCCAGCCUCUGUGCAGAACACCCAAUGGGUUUGGCCUAGUUCAGGUGCCGAAGAUGCGACGUAUAUGUCUUUCCAAGCUCUGGAUAUGGAAGAUGCAUAG
Fusarium venenatum is the source of this 2388-nucleotide messenger RNA. NCBI's taxonomy places the organism in Eukaryota, Fungi, Ascomycota, Sordariomycetes, Hypocreales, Nectriaceae. The record is from RefSeq and is a predicted model, not a curated record.